Molecule: messenger RNA, 216 nt
Organism: Iphiclides podalirius (scarce swallowtail)
Lineage: Eukaryota; Metazoa; Arthropoda; Insecta; Lepidoptera; Papilionidae
Source: the annotation of a GenBank genome assembly
AUGUGGGAGCGGGGCGGCUGCCACUGCGGGACCCCAAAGCGGCUAGCGGACAGAGCGGCCGCCGCGAUAAGGGAUUACGCCCCGUUUCCCCAUCCAGGGAUAAUGCGGGUGAUUGCCCCCGAUCCCCCACAGCCGGCGCACCCCCGGCCGUUUGCCCUGCUGGCUUUUUUCUCGCGCGAUUGCACUCUGCGACGGAAAGUGGAGCGCGGUGCUUAU